UGGAGAUGUGACUCCGGGGUGGUGUGUGUGUGACUGACAGCAUCAGCAUCCCCGCUCUGUGCCCUGCCUGCUGGUGCUAUUUAUGCCUGUGGCUGCUUAUUCCAAAAGGCUCUUUCUAUGGACUCGAGCUAUGAGCCUGGUUGCUGGAGCUUCCUGCACGGACUGAAGGCUUACAGAAGAAAGAAGUCUGAGAUGGCAUAUAAAACAUCCAAUUUAGACAAACCUACUGCAGACAAAACUGUAUACAUUGCGGGUGUAAAAAACCCUGUUGGCUAUAGAGACUCUGUAAUAUUUUUAUCUCAGGACAGUGGAUACAAUGAGUCCCUGAAAGCCUUUAGUCCAGAAUGUGGUGAAAACAGUAGCGAUUCUAUAGAUGGCAAAACUCCAAGACAAGAGUUUGAAGACUCUGAGAAUGUAGAUCCCACCCUGGUAUGUUCUCCUAUAAGAAGCAAAAGAUUUUGGGAGUCUGAAACCGGCUCAAGUGCUAAGCAUCUGGUUUCUGAAAUUUAUGAAACUCCACGAGCUAUUAAAAAGGACUCUUCUCUCAGACGUAGAUUACUACUUUCCAAGGCUACGUCUGGUGGGAACUUAGACUUUGAUGCAUCAGAAUGUUCAGCAGAAACCAAUGGAAGGAAGAAAACUCUACAACGGGUUCCAAGUUUUGAGUCCAAUCUUUCCAAUAGUUUUGCGGACUCCCCAAGAGACAUCUCAUACAAACCAAUAGCAACAAGCACUUUAAAAACCGAACCGGACUCUGGCAUGUCAUGUAGAAAAUGGAGAUUGUCUUUUGCUCAACAAAGAAGUUCUACCUUAGAUGAGAGUAAAUGUGACACUGACCCUUUUCCAGUAGUAGAAAACCUAUCGCCAGUUCAAUAUUCUGCAGAUUUGACGGAUGACAGCAUUCUGAGCGUUACUGAAGAGAAUAUUUCAGGGGUACUCGCCUCUCCAACCUGUAAUAUAAUUACCUCUGGCAAAGAAGAGUUUCAAACACCUGUAAGCGACCUAGCUGCAAAUUUUCGCUUUCAUUUAUGCACACCUACUGGUCCUCCAGUAAAUGACUUUGACAAUUCAGUAACCGAGGACAGUGCUUUUCACUCGCUUAGCCUGGAUAAGUCCCAAGACUCUCUAACUGAUCAUGAAGGCUCUUUCCAGGAGCUUAUUCAAAAGCAGAAGGAGACCCCUAAAUCCACUCAUAAAAAUCGGUUGCGAAAACUAGAACGGUGUAGGAGACUUUCCACGUUGCGGGAACGAGGAUCGCAAUCAGAAGUAGAGGAAGAAUGUUCUGAAAAGCAGGUCUUGAGUUUGUCCUACAAAUCUAAAGUAGCAAGAAACUCUGUAGAUGAGGAAAAUGAAUCCAGCUAUGAGGACUCUGGAACAAAUUCUAUUUUAAACAUUGAUGAUUUGACCGGUACACCUGCCCUGCGUGUUGUGCGUGAGAUACUGGUGAGAAGCACUCGGAAACGUGCUCAGCAGGCCACAAUGCUGGAGCUCUUGGGCAGUCUGGAUUAUUCAGAAUUAUCAGAAGAUGGACUUACAAGACUGAUUGGCAGGAAAAUGGGCUUGGAAAAAAUUGAUAUUUUAUCAGAGUUGAAAUAUAGAAAUUUGAAGCAUAUAUUAGCUCUUAUUUUUAAAGUAUUGAAUGUGGAAAGUAUCUGCAGUAUUUGGAAAGUGAGCACGGAGUGGCGGGAAAUGGUUCUCCAAGACAAGAAUGCUUAUCAGAGAAGAAAACUGUUCUUGAAAAGGCAGAAAGUUGAAGCUGAGCGCGGGUGCAUUUACUCCUCAGAAGAUGCUACGACCAGAUUACAUCUAUUAAACAGGUCUGCUCUGAGAUCUGUUCAAGCUCAAGCCAGAUUUGUAUUUCAUACACCAACUUCUUCCUGUGGUUCUUUGACACCAAAAGACUCUGUGACCAUCCCCCAGUCUGCCAGUAAACAGCAGGAAUAUGUUAAGAUCGCCAAAACCUUAUUCACAGAUGAAGCGUUAAAGCCCUGUCCGCAAUGCCAGUACCCGGCUAAAUAUCAGCCGCUGAAGAAGCGAGGCAAGUGCAGCAGGAAGGACUGUGGCUUUGACUUCUGUGUGCUUUGCUUGUGCACCUUCCAUGGCUCUAAGGAAUGCGGUGGUGGAUCGGGGAAGCGAGCGAAUAAAAAGGAUGUUCUCCCUGGAAGUGCCCAGAGCAAGCGCAAUUUGAGAAGGCUCUGAGAU
Messenger RNA from Pseudophryne corroboree (corroboree frog), 2202 nucleotides. RefSeq names its product F-box protein 43 (gene FBXO43). Gene Ontology annotation, cellular component: nucleus. NCBI's taxonomy places the organism in Eukaryota, Metazoa, Chordata, Amphibia, Anura, Myobatrachidae. Gene Ontology annotation, biological process: regulation of mitotic nuclear division; negative regulation of meiotic nuclear division. Gene Ontology annotation, molecular function: zinc ion binding. The record is from RefSeq and is a predicted model, not a curated record. The coding region runs from base 118 to 2199 and encodes 693 amino acids. The transcript is spliced from 5 exons.